Diplodia corticola is the source of this 2544-nucleotide messenger RNA. RefSeq names its product transcriptional corepressor cyc8. NCBI's taxonomy places the organism in Eukaryota, Fungi, Ascomycota, Dothideomycetes, Botryosphaeriales, Botryosphaeriaceae. The transcript has 8 exons. The coding region runs from base 1 to 2544 and encodes 847 amino acids. The record is from RefSeq and is a predicted model, not a curated record. Gene Ontology annotation, biological process: regulation of gene expression. Gene Ontology annotation, molecular function: protein binding; chromatin DNA binding; RNA polymerase II cis-regulatory region sequence-specific DNA binding.
AUGGCCACCCACCAACAACCAUCCCCGACGGCGGGACUGCCCACCCACCAUGGCCCACCCGGCCACCCGCAGCCUAACGGCCACCCGCCCUUCCCGGCCCAGGCCAAAGGCGGCAUCUCGACAGUCCUCACCCAAACGAACGAGCAGACUUGGCUCGCCCUGGGCAAUCUGUCCGAGAUGAUGAGCGACCUCGACGGCGCUCGCCAGUGCUACGACCAUGCUCUGCGCCACAACAACUGGUCCGUCCCUGCCAUGCAGGCCAUCUCGUGCAUCCUCCGGAGCAUGGAGCAAUUCCCCGCCGCCGUUGAGUACCUCAAGAAUAUCCUGAAGAUUGAUCCGAACAACGGCGAUGUCUGGGGCAGCCUUGGCCACUGCUACCUCAUGAUGGACGACCUUCAGCAGGCCUAUUCAGCCUACCAGCAGGCACUCUACCAUCUGCAGGAUCCGAAGGAGCCCAAGCUUUGGUACGGUAUCGGCAUUCUGUACGAUCGCUAUGGUUCGCUCGAGCACGCCGAAGAGGCGUUUUCGCAAGUCAUGCGUAUGGAGCCGAGCUUUGAGAAAGCGAACGAGAUCUACUUCAGGCUCGGCAUCAUCUACAAACAGCAGCAAAAAUUUUCUUCUAGCCUGGAGUGCUUCCAAUAUAUCGUCAACGAUCCUCCUCGGCCGCUGACGGAAGAGGACAUCUGGUUCCAGAUUGGUCACGUGUAUGAACAGCAGAAGGAUUAUGAAUCGGCGAAGAACGCCUACAGACGCGUGCUCGAUCGGGAUCCGAAUCAUGCCAAGGUCCUUCAGCAGCUGGGUUGGCUCCACCAUCAGCAAAGCAGUAGCUUCGAGAGCCAGGAGCGAGCGAUUGAGUACCUGGAGAAGUCUGUUGCGUCGGAUCAAAGCGAUGCCCAGAGCUGGUAUCUGUUGGGUCGUUGUUACAUGUCGCAGCAGAAGUACCCGAAGGCGUACGAAGCUUACCAGCAGGCUGUCUAUCGUGAUGGCCGGAACCCGACCUUCUGGUGCUCGAUUGGCGUCCUCUACUACCAGAUCAACCAAUACCGUGAUGCGCUCGAUGCUUACUCUCGCGCCAUUCGCCUGAACCCCAACAUCUCUGAGGUCUGGUACGACCUCGGAACUUUGUAUGAAUCUUGCAACAAUCAAACUGCCGACGCGUUGGAUGCGUACCAACGUGCAGCUGAUCUUGACCCUUCAAACGUGCACAUCAAGGCACGCCUGCAGCUGCUGCAGAACGGCCAACCGACGAAUGGUAUGCCGAAUCAGAACAGCGCGCCGUUGCCGCAGGACGUUCAUCCUCAGGCCUACCAGCCAGGAGCUAUGAGUGGUCCGCCGCAGCCUCAAUGGGGUGGCCCUCAGCCUUCUCAGCCUGCUCCUCAACAGCCUUUGCCUCCGGCCGCGCUUGGUGGUGGCAAUGACUGGAACAGGCGCCUUGCUGGCAUUCAAGACCCGCAGAUGCCAGCGCAGCAGAUCGGUCCCUACGAUCAACGCGAUCCUGCGCUCAGACCAGGGGCGUCAGCUCGCCCCGCUAGUCCGAGGCAAGAGCCCCCCAGGCAGUUCCAAGAGCCGCCUCGACUGAAUGCUGGCCCAGGACCGGCUCGCCGAGGCCUUUCUCCGUCGCCAAAGAGCCAUAACACUGCCCCCAAUCUGUACCAGGGCGGACAGGCGAAUCACCCCCCGCAGCAACAACCGCCACAGACCCAACAACCGCCGCAAAGCCAGCCGAACAGGAUCGCCAAUCCCAAUUAUGGAGCUCAUGCCUCAAAUGGACCUGCACCGCCGGCCACGCUGAAUGGUCCGCCGCCCCCAGGACCUGGACCGGUGCCUCCCUACGGUCGCCCUGCAAGCCCUCCUCCCGAAGUUCGCCCCAUUAUUCAGAGCCAGGCGGCAUCUCCGAACUCGCACUACGCUCACCAGAAUUACCAGCACCACCCUGACCCUGCAGCUCCCGGAGGCAUCGCGAGUGGUGCCCCUCCGCCAGCUUCAGCUCUUGCUGCCGCCGAGGCCGCCGCCCGUGAUCGGGAUGAGAGGACUCCAACUGCUCCAAAGCGCCUACGGGAGUGGGAGGAUGACAACAGCCCUGCUCACAAACCUCCUGCGAACGACGAAAAGCGCCAGCGCCUUGACGACGAUGAACCACCUCGCCGCCCCUCUCCGCCUGAGAGGAUGGCUUCUCAAACCUCGCAGGUACAGCGAACCCCCCCGGAUGCAGUUGAGGCACGUCGCCCCGAAGAGCAGAGACACAUCAACGAUGGAUAUCACCCUUCGGAGGCGGCGCACCAUCCGCCUUCCCUUCCUGCCAUUCACCCCCCGCCUCCACCGCAAACGCCUCAUACGGCGGAACAGCCAAAGGAAGAGCGUAAGGAGCAACACGAGCCGGCCGCUCGCAAGAUGGAGGUUGAUGAAGACUACGACGACAGUGGCGAUGACGAAAAGCGGGUACAGCAACCCCCGCGCUCCGAACGGAACAGUCCACGCAGCGCAAGCGUCACCAAUGGCGUAAAUCACACGCCUACUCCGAUGGACACGAAGCCGCCGAUGUAA